AUGAUCUCAAGGGCUUUUAUUGGUGGAAUGGUAAAGGUCGAACAUCAGAAACGCAGUGGCUUAUUACAAGAAAUAGAGAUCCCAAUGUGGAAAUGGGAAGUGAUUAAUAUGAAUUUCAUCACGGGAUUGCCUCGUUCUCAUCGCAAAUUCAAUUCUAUAUGGGUAAUCGUUAAUAGGUUAACCAAAUCAGCCCGUUUCUUGUUGGUAAGGACCACUUAUUUUGCUGAAGACUAUGCUAAAUUUUAUCAUAAGGAGAUUGUGUAUCUUCACGGCAUUCCUGUGUCCAUUAUUUCUGACAGGGGUGCUCAGUUUACGACAAAGUUCAAGAAAUCUUUUCAGGAAAGUCUUGGUACUCGAGUAAAUCUUAGUACGGCUUUCCAUCCGCAGUCAGACAGAAAGUGUAUAUCUCCUGCCGGAUGGUUUGAAGUUAGAGAAACAAGCUUGUUUGGGCCAUACCUCUUUCAUCAGGCUAUUGAAAAAGUGAAGCUUAUAGAGAUGUACGACGAUGAGAAUUGGAGUUUCAAGAUCAUCCGAAGGAUAGGACAAGUAGCUUAUGAAUUGGAGCUGCCAUCAGAACUGCAAGCAGUUCAUCUAGUUUUUCAUGUAUCCAUGCUGAGAAACUGUAUUGUAGAUCCCUCCAAAAUCAUACCUGUUGAUGAUAUACAAGUUAUAAAGAAUCUGACAUACGAGGAAGAACCAAUUGCCAUUCUUGACAGGCGGGUCUGCAGACUUAGGACCAAGGAUGUGGCGUCAGUAAAGGUUCUAUGGAGGAGCAAGGACAGGGAAGAGAUGACGUGGGAAGCUGAAGCGGAAAUGAAGUCCAAGUACUCUCCCUUAUUCCCUGCUAUAGACGAUGCUAUUCCAGAAGAAACCUUACAAGAGUUCGCUCCAUCAAUAAAUAACCUACAAGGUAAAAGUCAUACCUCAACUCCUUGA
Messenger RNA from Lycium barbarum (goji berry), 936 nucleotides. RefSeq lists its product as uncharacterized. Gene Ontology annotation, molecular function: nucleic acid binding. Gene Ontology annotation, biological process: DNA integration. The transcript is spliced from 4 exons. Lineage: Eukaryota; Viridiplantae; Streptophyta; Magnoliopsida; Solanales; Solanaceae. The record is from RefSeq and is a predicted model, not a curated record. Bases 1 to 936 code for a protein of 311 amino acids.